Messenger RNA from Oryctolagus cuniculus (rabbit), 3312 nucleotides. RefSeq names its product Jrk helix-turn-helix protein (gene JRK). The record is from RefSeq and is a predicted model, not a curated record. Gene Ontology annotation, cellular component: nucleus. Gene Ontology annotation, molecular function: DNA binding. NCBI's taxonomy places the organism in Eukaryota, Metazoa, Chordata, Mammalia, Lagomorpha, Leporidae.
AGGCGCGCGCGGGCGGGCGGGCGGGCAGCGGCUCUCGGGGUUUGCGGGGCGCGGGCCGGGCCGGGCCGAGCAGCGCCCCCUCGCGGCGGCCGCGCCCCCCGCCUCCCGCCGCGGCCGGGUCCGCAGCCCCGGCCCCUGUCCGCCGUGGCUGGCCGCACCCCGGGCCUGGGUUUGUGCACCCGAAGCCCUUCGCUGGGGCUGCCCAAGCUCGAGGUCAGCCCCACGCCGCCGCGCCGGGCCUUGACGGCGCCGGCUCGGGGAGGCUUGGUCCGCGCCCGCCCCGGCCCCCCAGGAGUGGGAGCGAGGCUUGACCUGCGUGGUCCUUGUCGGGUUUUGCCCACGCCCCAGGCCGAGUUUGUGCCCCCCAAACACGGCCCCUGGGACGGAGACGCCUUCAAAGCCGGCCUCCUCCGCGACCCGGACCCCUCCAUUGGGUCGCCCCCCGGCCCCACGGCCCACGCCCCGUGGUGCACCCGUGUCCAGAUGUGCACCCGGGGGCCUGCUGGUGCUGCCCGCGGGGUCCUGGGGCGGCCUGGAGCCCCCGGCGCGCCGCCGGAGCGCAGGGUGUGAGCCGCCACUGAGGACCGCGGAGACGCCGGAGCCUGGCCAGGGAAUGCCGGGGGUCCAGCCCCGCGCAGCAGCCCAGGCUGGGCCGGCGCCGCACGGGACCGCCAGGGCCAAGGCCUGAGCGCCCUGCAGCUGGGGCCCCGGGCGCAGGGAAGGAGGCAGCAGGCCGGCCGGGGCGGCCUCUGGCCCGGCCAGCGCCCCUCCCCAUGGCCUCCAGGCAGGCUGCUGUUGAGGGCCGGGGCGGGAAGCGGAAGCGCGUGGUGCUGACGCUGCGGGAGAAGAUGGACGUCUGCUCGCGCCUGGAGCGCGGCGAGAGCCGCAAGGCGCUGAUGCAGGAGUACAACGUGGGCAUGUCCACGCUCUACGACAUCAAGGCCCACAAGGCCCAGCUGCUGCGCUUCGUGGCCAACUCCGACUCCAGCCAGGCGCUGGAGCAUCGCCGCACGCUGCACACGCCCAAGCUGGAGCACCUGGACCGCGUGCUCUACCAGUGGUUCCUGGCGCGGCGCGCCGAGGGCGUGCCCGUGUCGGGCCCCAUGCUCAUCGAGAAGGCCAAGGACCUGUACGGGCAGAUGCGGCUCAGCGAGCCCUGCGUGUUCUCCGGGGGCUGGCUCUGGCGCUUCAAGGCCAGGCACGGCAUCAAGAAGCUGGACGCGUCUGGCGAGAAGCAGGUGGCUGACCGGCGCGCGGCCGAGCAGUUCUGCGGCUUCUUCAGGAGCCUGGCGGCCGAGCACGGGCUGUCGCCCGAGCAGGUGUACAGCGCCGACGAGACCGGCCUCUUCUGGCGCGGCCUGCCGAGCCCCGGCCCGGAGGCCAAGCAGGCCAGGGACCGGCUGAGCGUCCUCGUGUGCGCCAACGCCACGGGCUCGCACCGGAUCAAACCCUUGGCCAUUGGCAGGUGUGGCGGCGCCAGGGCCCGCCGGGGCGUCCAGCAGCUGCCGCUGGCCUACAGGGCCCACAGCAGCGCCUGGGUGGACUGGUUCCAUCACAUCUUCGCGCCGGCCGUGAGGGAACACUUCAGGGCCUCGGGCCUGCCGGCCGACAGCAAGGCCGUCCUCCUGCUGGACAGCUCCCGGGCCCCCCCGCAGGAACCCCAGCUGGUGUCCGACAACAUCUUCACCGUCUUCCUGCCGCCCGGCGCGGCCGCGCUGCUGCAGCCCAUGGAGCUGGGCAUCCGCAGGGACUUCCUGGAGCGCUGCCUGCGCGCCCCCGCGCGCCCCGGGCCCGGCGCGGGCGAUGCCAUGGGCCACGUGGUCUGCGCCUGGAACGCCGUGCCGGGCCAGGUGUUCCGGCGCGCCUGGAGGAAGCUGUGGCCCGCCGUGGCCUUUGCCGAAGGCUCUUCCGAGGAGGAGGAGGAGGAAGAGGAGGCAGAGCCGGAGGGGGAGGUGGAGGCGGAGGCCGAGCCCGAGCGGGAGGGGGCGGACCGGCACUUCUGCGCGGCCAAGCCGCACAAGACUUUGGCGCACAUCCUGGAGCUCGUGAGAGCCGGCCCGGCCUGCCCCGACGGCCCACUGCAGGGGAGGGAGGCCCAGGAGUGGGGCACGGCCGAGAGGGAGGCGGUGGAGGCGCGCGUCCCUGCAGGCGCGGAGAACGCAGAGCGAGUGGGCGACGACGAGGCGGCCUGGGAGCGCGCGGCCCUGGCCUUCGCCGCGCUGCUGGGCUUCGCCGAGGGCCAGCCCUGCUUCACGGCGCAGGAGCUGGGGCAGCUGUGUGCACUGCACUCGGUGUUCCGGAGGCAGCGGCAGCUGCGGCGGUGCCCCGGCGCGCCCAGAGCCGCGGUUAAGGUGGAGGCCCUGCAGGAGCGCCCGGGCGCCUGCUCGCCGUCGCCCGCUGCCCAGGAGGACUGAGGUCAGGGCGCCCUAGCACUCGGUCCCUGUCGCUCAGAGCGGCCGGCCAGCGUCCCCGGCAGCACGCGUCACAUCGCGUGGCCACGCGUGGUGCCUGAGGCGGGCCUGGCGGGAGCCCCCGGGCCUCGUGCUGCGGACGGGAGUUCCGUGCGGGAGGAGAGCUCUCGGACCCGUGGUGUGGCCCUCGCACCCCCAGGCAGGCUGUCUGGGAGGGCCCGGGACACUGGCGGCCACUCCCAGGGCAGGUGCCAAGGGCUGGGCGGGGUCCUGGCUGAUGUCCCCGUACGAGCCGUGUUGCCGAGACAGCUGCACUGGAGCGCGCCCUGCUGCCGGCCCUCGCUCUCACCCUUCCUGUGGCCACGUGGGCCUGGCGUGGCCGGGCCAGGCUGGGUCAUACGCGCUCAGCGUGCACUGUUCAGCCCCCAGGACCACGGUCCCCGGCUCCCACUGAGUCAGCUGUGGGCAUGUUGCGGGAGGACAUGUGACCCCCUGUCCACGUUGGCCUGGGAGCUGGGCCUGGCCUCGCCCUGGGUGACCGUGACGGGAGGGCGGGGUGCGUGAGAAGCUCCUUCCGCGAGAACUUGGAUGGCGCCCUGGCCGCCGAGGCCUUGGGGUCGUCACCGCAGCGUCGCCGUGUGUGCCACGGGGACUGGGAGCGGCGUGCGGCGGCUCCCCCGUGCCCCGCCUCCCGACACAGGGUGCUGGCCGCGCCGGGACUGCCGAGACUGCGCGGACAGUGGGGCGCAGGGGAGGGGACGCGGCGUGGGCGGCGUUUGUGGGCUGCGGGGGCGGCGGCCGUGCCCCAGCCACCCUCCCAGGUCCCCUGCGAUGGUUUGUCCCAUGCACUCUGCAGCCCUCACGGCCGUGUUGUGGCCGGGAAUAAACGAUUUUGCCGGGA